AUGUCACAGAGAUUAGAUUCAUUGAAUGGGAAGAAGGCAUCAUCUACACCUUCAAAGCCAUCGUUAAAGUUCAAGCCAAAGGUUGUGGCUAGAAAGACCAAGGAAGAAAGAGAUAAGGAUGCGCCUGUGGUAAAACAAGAAACUUCUAGAAACUCUUCCAAUAGAGGUAGAGGCUCUACAAGAGGUAGAGGUAGAGGUGGUGGUGGGCGUGCUAACUAUGCUGGAACCAGCUUAGUUACUGCGGGACCCUUAGCUCAAGGUACAGUUUCACUUGGAGUGUCUACUAAUUCCAUGGGGUUCAAAGUCCACCGAGAAUCGGGUCCAAGUGUAUCACCAACACCAGAGUUCUUGAGUAAUUUGAAACUUAAAGAUCCCUCGCAGCUGCAGCGUUCUUAUAGUCCGGAGUCACAAGGUGAAGAAGCUGAUGACGAUGAUGAAAACGAAAAUGACGUUACUAGAAUAAAUAUGAACAGAGAAUAUCGUUUUGCUGAUGAAGAAACCGUUCUCUUCCCUGUUAGACCAACCAGAAAGGAAUCCACUCCAACUAUUCUGCUUUCAAGAGAAAGUACUGUGGACCCAUAUUCCAGAGAACCCUCAGCACCGCCAGUACCACCAGAAUCUGGCGAAAUCAAGGUCAAGCAAGAAGAUGACAUUAAUACAUUCAAUUUCUUGGGUACCCAAUAUAGUACUCUUGAACCCGUGAUACCAUUAUCCAGAGACCCCUCAGAUGAAACAAGUAAAUUACUUUCUGACCAUAAUCUGAUCUUAAAAUUGGUUACAAAGCAGCUUAAAACCUUAUCAACAGAAGAAGAAGAACAUCAGUCCCCCCAACAUUCAGAAGACUACAUCUUAUUACAAAUGCCAAAGCUACUUCCCCAGUUUGAACCUCCUCAACCCAAGCCACAACCACCACACGAUGAACAUGUCAUUGUUAAACAAGAAGAAAAGCCAUCUGAUGUGGAAGAAAAGCAGCAGCAACAUGAAGAUCAAAAGCCCAAGAAGAAGUCUAAACAAAAGGGCAAAUUGGCUACUGAUGUUUCAACGUUAUCUGGGCAAAUUGGUCAAUUAAAUAUUCAUAAGUCGGGUAAGAUUUCCGUUACUAUGGGGGAUGGUAUAAUGUUUAACGUCUCUAAAGGUACUCAAUCUCAAUUCCUUCAAGAAUUAUGCAUGAUAGAACUUGGUCCUGAUCCUUCCUCUAGUGAGGCAGAUGUGGAAAUGUUGGAUGAAAAUGGAGUUAAAGUUAUUGGGAAAACGCUUCGUUUGGGUUCCAUAACUGAUAAAGUUAUCUUAACCCCCAAUUUUUCAUAG
Messenger RNA from Lizanozyma spartinae, 1308 nucleotides. It is a transcript of the gene RPC53, whose product is annotated as DNA-directed RNA polymerase III subunit. Lineage: Eukaryota; Fungi; Ascomycota; Pichiomycetes; Serinales; Debaryomycetaceae. Gene Ontology annotation, cellular component: RNA polymerase III complex. Gene Ontology annotation, biological process: transcription by RNA polymerase III. The record is from RefSeq and is a predicted model, not a curated record. Gene Ontology annotation, molecular function: DNA binding. The coding region runs from base 1 to 1308 and encodes 435 amino acids. The transcript has a single exon.